UCUACCAACAGCUUAGAAACAAUGAACUGUCUACUGCUGGGAACCGUGCUGUUGGGGAGCCUGGAGGUCUGUGUCACAGCACAAGUUCCAGUGAUGCUGGCUCCGCCUACCCAGGUGAGGUUUGACUCUGUGGACUAUAAAAACAUCCUGCGCUGGACUCCACCUAAUAUCAGCGAGCCACUGCUGUUCAACAUCCAGUGGAAAAUUUAUGGAGAGCCUCAGUGGUUGGAUGUCGAAGGCUGUCAGGGGAUCCAGAAGCCCCAGUGUGACCUCAGCAGUGUGACCUCUGAACCCAGAGAGUGGUAUUAUGCCAGAGUGCAUGCCUCCUCCCAGCCCUCCAGCAAAUCAGCUUGGGCUCUCUCCCCAAGAUUCAGCCCACGCUGGAACACCAAAAUCAGCCCUCCUCAUCUGAAGCUGAACGUCACGGAGCAAGGGAUUGUGAUCCGUGUAAAGCCCCCAAAAGUUCUUGUGAAGAAGAUGCACAACAGUCUGAAUUUCAAGAUUUACAUCACUCACACAGAUGGAGGAGAACAGGAGGUGUUUGACAUGGAGUGCUGCUCUAACAAGCUGACCCUGAGCGAUCUUAAACACAAAGACAGAUACUGCUUCCAAGCACAAACUACCAUCCCCCACCAGGCCAAGAGCAGCAUUCGUAGCUCUGAGAGAUGUGUCACUGUACUCUGAUCACUCGGACAAACUACAAUCUGAUGCACUGAAGGACCUGACUUCCAUCGCUUUAGCUUUUGUUUUUACCGCUACCUCCACUGCUGCAGCCAUG
This is a messenger RNA of Cheilinus undulatus (humphead wrasse), 778 nucleotides long. RefSeq names its product interleukin 22 receptor, alpha 2 (gene il22ra2). The transcript has 6 exons. Bases 22 to 684 code for a protein of 220 amino acids. NCBI's taxonomy places the organism in Eukaryota, Metazoa, Chordata, Actinopteri, Labriformes, Labridae. Gene Ontology annotation, molecular function: protein binding. The record is from RefSeq and is a predicted model, not a curated record.